UUUUGCUCAACGUUACAUUUUUUGGCUAAAUUAGCGCUCAUUUUUUUUUUAAUACGUCAUUUUAUGGCUCAUUUGCUAGCUCCCAACCCCACUACUUCACUGAAACUAUUCUUCUCAGAAUCCUCCAUUAAUGGUGUUAGAAACGCAAGUUGUUACAAUGGAAGAAGGAAACGACACCGUUUUGGCCAGUGCUGCGGCGGCACAGCGAGUAACAGCAGGUGUUCAACGUCAAGCGUAGUUUCUGCGGAAUUGCAGAUCGAGAAGCGAAAUGAAGAAGCGGAAGAAGGAGGAAGAAGAAGAAGAAUAAGCGUGGUUGAUGAUGAGAUUAAGUGUUUGGUGUGCGAGAAUGGGUGGAGAGUGAGGAGACUUGUGGAGAAGGAUGAGGAGAUCAGGAAUGCUGCGAAUGUUCAGGCUGAAGCUUUCCAUGUUCCGGUCUCGUUCUUCAAUCCAUUGUUCUUCCAGUUCUUUCAGGCAGAAGUGCUUUCUGGCCUCCUAUACAAGCUGAAAAACUCUCCUCGUGACAGGUAUGCUUGCCUGGUCGCUGAGGCAGCCACAAUCUGUUCAGAUUCAUCAAAGCAAAUUGUGGGUGUUGUAGAUGUGACUGCCUCUAGGGAUGGAAAUGUGCUUCAACUGCUCCCUCCUGAGGCACAAGAGUAUCUUUACAUCUCAGGAAUAGCUGUCUCCUCAAAUUUCAGGAGGAGGAAGGUAGCAACUGCGUUGUUGAAAGCUUGUGAUGUGCUAUCGGUUUUGUGGGGAUUUGAGUUUCUGGUCCUUAGAGCCUAUGAAGAAGAUUGGGGUGCUCGCAAAUUGUAUUCUAAAGCUGGUUAUGAAGUUGUGUAUAGAGAUCCGCCAUGGUUGUCUACUUGGAUUGGAAGGAAAUGUCGUGUUCUUAUGAUUAAGGCAUUAAGCAAACAAAAACUAAUUUGCAUAGACUCUGCUGAAUGAAAGGUAAACAAAACUCAGAGACACAAGUGUAACCAGUUGUGUAUAUAUACCAUGUAAUAAUAAUGUAUCAUUUCAUUUAA
Molecule: messenger RNA, 1025 nt
Organism: Prosopis cineraria
Lineage: Eukaryota; Viridiplantae; Streptophyta; Magnoliopsida; Fabales; Fabaceae
Exons: 4
Coding region: 64-945 (293 amino acids)
Biological process (GO): mitotic sister chromatid cohesion
Cellular component (GO): NatA complex; cytoplasm
Molecular function (GO): N-acetyltransferase activity
Source: RefSeq, a predicted model, not a curated record